UUUAGAGCAGAAUUGCGUAUAUAGUUGAUCAGCGUCAUAAGUAAUUUGAUGCUUAUUUACGUCGUGUAUUGCCUUCUAUACCAAUAUAAUGGAUGUUCCCGUUAAAAAAAACGUUAUCUUAUCAUGUUCGACCUUUUUGUAAGUCCUACUUUUGACGGUAACAGCUUUAUUUUUUCAAGAUUCAAAUUCAAAUUCUUCACAGUCUAUAGCUGGUCUGAUUUGAAGAUGGUUCUAAAUGUUCUCUCUGAGAAAGCAAGAGGAAAAGUGAACAUAUUCCAGUAGGUGUACAAAAAAAAGUUAUUCCUUAAAUUAAUGAUUGCAACAUUGAGUAUUUUGCAAAUAUUUCUUCUUGCAUAGAUCAUAAAAUUGUAGAUUUUCUUUUCAAACGAUGUGCCGUGAAAUUCUCUACAAGAGGAGUAAUAAAAAGUUCUCUUAAACUAUUUUGAUGAAUUUUCUUUACAAGACUUACAGUGACCGUUGUCUAAUGGUGAAGUGUUAUACUAUUCUGAGAGAAACAACAAUGCAAAUGAUCACAAAAAGUUUCGAAUGGUAUGAUGAUACUCUCCUUGAAAUAGCAUUAAUACGAGCACUGAUCAGAAGAUGAUUAAAAGAUAAAAAGAUUUGAAGAUAUUAAUAAGAAGAGCAUGUCAAAAAGAACUGACCUGAAUUACGUUCGCAAAGUGAUCGGCUCUUUUUUUCAAAGAGUUUGCGGAGCGUAAGAGUAUCAAGACGAUCAUAUUUCCCACAGGAUGUGGGUGUGGGGGUGGGGGUGGUGGUGUGGGUCGGUGUGGGUGUCUGAUUAAAUACACUCUGAUCCACACGCACACACCCACACCCACAACAAUUGUUUUCUCGUCACAUCGAUCAAUCAACAUCAACUUGUCCUACAGAGAAUUGAAGACAAAAUGAUCAAGUCAAUCGCAUCAAGCAAACAAAAUUAACAUUUUUAUCGAGGGGUUUCUCACAAGUGAUUGUCACAAUGAAUGAAAAUAAUUCUUGUCUAUUACAAUGGACAAAACUUUGCUAAAGAGAAGAAUAUAGGCAACGCAAUUUAUUUCACACAACGAAAACCUGACAAGUUGAUCAUACAUGAAUAAAGUUAAUUGACAAUCCUAUAAGAAUUCUUCUGUUUGGACUCAAUCAGUGACAAGCGCCAUAUUAUCGGUAUCUUUGUUUCGAAAUAGUUUCUUGAUUAUUCAAUAUAGAUGAUCAAGCCUUUAUUGCUGGCUUGCUAUCAUAGUUAGAGAACAGGCUAUUGUCCUUUUCAUAAAUUAUUUGUGUAUAGACGAAAAAAAGUGUUAAAUGUGUCACGGGUUUAAGAAUAAAUUUCAGACAAACAAUAUUCAUCAUUAAUGGUAAUUUAGAUAAAUUUUAAUUCCACAGGAAUUGUGCUAACAAUUUUUGUUUUGCUAUUCAACUAUGUUGCUUACAACGAAUUUUCACGAAUCUAUGAUCGAUUAGAUUGGAAUCAAUUCGACAAAUAAUUCAUGUCGAAUGAUUUAUUUGUGUGAUUUUUGUUCUGUUUUCCGAUCUGAAUUACACUUAUAUGCAAACAUGUUGUGUUGUGUAAUUAUAAUCAAACAUACUAUAAAACAACUGUUAUUGCGCAAAACCUUUGUAGUAUUGCGAAAAAAAAAAUUAUUAUUAUAUGCCUCAGCCAAGAAUCGAACUUGGAUGACACGAUCUUCAGUCGUGCGUCUUCACCAUUGGACUACUGAGGCUUAUGCUUUUGAGAUUCAUUUACAUGUUCAAUUAUGGAUAUAAACAGUAGCAUAUUAAAAAUCAAUAGAGAUAUCACAUACCUCACAACACUAACACAAAAUAGAACAAGUUGAGUAACAUUCUUUGAUAGAUGUCAGUCAUUUCUAUCGCUCGAAGUUUUCAUUCUGCUCAUUCACCAUUUUCUUUCUAUUCCUCUUGGUUCAAUAUAUAUAGUCAUAAGAUAGACUGAUAGUUGUCCCACUUCGGUGGGACAUAUAAUAAAAUUGGAACGAUACAGAGAAGAUUAGCAUGGCCCCUGCGCAAGGAUGACACGCAAAAUCGUGAAGCGUUCCAUAUUUUUAUUUUUCCAGGUUUCACUUAACAACCUAAUUUAACAUCAGAAAGUAGAUGAUCCAAAUUAUAAUGUCAAUAUAACGAUAACCGAUGCUCAUUUGCUGGGAAUCACCAUCAAGUAGAUGAACCAAAAGUAGUUUUUUUGUUGAUAGAUUCAGUUAAAUCAAAUCCACGUAUGGAUUAUUCACUAACAACAAAAGUCAAUAUUGAUGAUUUUUUGGGGUGGGUGUGGUGUGGGUCUGGGUGUGGGUGGGUGGGUGUGGGUCUGGGUGUGGGUGGGCGGGUGUGGGUGUGGAUGGGUGCGGGUGCGGGUGUGGGGUGUGGGUGUGUGGGUGUGGGUGUGUAUGAAGCUGUUAUUUGUUCGCUCAAUUCCACACCCACACCCACACCCACCCACACCCACAUCCACACCCUCACACCCACACCCACCCCCACACCCACCCACACCCACACCCACACACCCACACCCUGCAAGACAAAGUAAUUGGCCGAUAAUCGACCAAUUAUGUCAGCGCUCAUAAGUCAUUUUGAAGAGUGUCUAGGGAAACUAUUUCUCCUUGGAUUUUAGAUUUCAAUAUGAUCAUUUGAUGGGAAAAAUUGUUCACUUUCGAUCUACACAAGAUUGAGCUCGUUAGCUUGCUUGGUUCAAAAGCUAUAAGCAUUUGAUUACAUGUCUUCUGAGAGUAUCCCCGGAAACUCGAUUAUGUCCUAUGGGUAAGAGGUAGAUAGAUAUAUAGGUAUAGGAGGUAUAGGAGAUAUAGGAGAUAUAGUAGAUAUAGGAGGUAUAGGAGGUAUAGGAGAUAUAGGAGGUAUAGGAGGUAUAGGAGAUAUAGGAGGUAUAAGAGGUAUAGGAGAUAUAGGAGGUAUAAGAGGUAUAGGAGGUAUAGGAGGUAUAAGAGAUAUAGGAGGUAUAAGAGGUAUAGGAGGUAUAGGAAACACAGUAAACAUUUAUUUUUUUUUAUAAUUGAUUUUUUCGAGCAAGGAUGGAUAAGUUGAAUGAGAUAUAGAUGGUAUAGGAGACACAGUAAACAGUUAUUUAUUUUUUAUGAUUGAUGUUCUCGACCAAGGAUCGAUAAGUUGAAUGAGAUCUAGAAGGUGUAGGAGACAUAGUAAACAGUUAUUUAUUUUUUAUGAUUGAUUUUUUCGAGCAAGGAUCGAUAACUUGAAUGAAUAUAUCUGACUGAAUCACUAUUCAAAGUCAAGCACUGCAUAAAGAUUAUCUGCACUACUUAAUUAAUAUCUCCUAUACCUCUAUAUCUCCUAUACCUCUUAUACCUCCUAUAUCUCUUAUACCUCCUAUACCUCCUGUACCUCCUAUAUCUCCUAUACCUCCUAUAUCUCCUAUAUCUCCUAUAUCUCCUAUACCUCUUAUACCUCCUAUACCUCUUAUACCUCCUAUAUCUCUUAUACCUCCUAUACCUCUUAUACCUCCUAUACCUCCUAUAUCUCUUAUACCUCCUAUACCUCCUAUACCUCUUAUACCUCAUAUACCUCAUAUAUCUCCUAUACCUCCUAUACCUCCUAUACCUCUUAUACCUCCUAUAUUUCCUAUACCUCCUAUAUCUCUUAUACCUCCUAUACCUCUUAUACCUCCUAUACCUCCUAUAUCUCCUAUACCUCCUAUAUCUCCUAUACCUCUUAUACCUCCUAUACCUCCUAUAUCUCUUAUACCUCCUAUACCUCCUAUACCUCCUAUAUCUCCUAUACCUCCUAUAUCUCCUAUACCUCCUAUACCUCCUGUACCUAUAUAUCUAUCUACCUCUUAUCCAUAG
This is a messenger RNA of Rotaria sp. Silwood1, 3827 nucleotides long. Lineage: Eukaryota; Metazoa; Rotifera; Eurotatoria; Philodinida; Philodinidae. The record is from the annotation of a GenBank genome assembly.